AAAAGAGAGAGGAGGAAGAAAGCAAAGAAAGCUCCAACAUUUAACUUCAUAUACAAAACAAUACAAUACACUUCUUUUUCUUCAUCUCCUCUUCCUUUCAGUUGUCCAUCUCCUCUCUCUCCCCCCUCACAUUUCACCUUCCUUCGUCUUUUUCCACAGCCAUUUAUUAGAGAUUCCUCUAUAUGAACUUUUCUUCUCUUGUUCAUUGGGCUGUACCGAUUCCCAGUUGAUAAUACCCAUAAAAAAAUCUCCUUUUUUGCAUAUUUGCUUCUUCUUCUUGCUGGGUGUUUUCCCCCUUUAUUUGGGUACCAUUUCAAUGUUUGCUCCUUUGUAUUUUCUGGGUUAAAGUUAUAUUCAGCUUCAACCACUCCUCCCUGGGGGGAAAAAAAACUCUUCUGGGUUCUGCUUUAAAGAAGAAGAAAAACCGUCUUUUUGCCCACUGCUGCCUUAUAGACUUCCCCAACACAGCCCAGCAAAUCUUAUUGUUUUGCAGAAUUCUGAGGAAGUUUUGAUAAUUUGGGGUUUUCUGUGAAUUGGUUUUUUGUUUGAAUUACUACCUUCGAGAAGAAAGAGAAGGAAGGAGUAGGAAGUGAGGUAGAGAUAGACUCAUGGGGAAGGAAGGGCCCUGCUAUCACUGUGGAGUUACAAGCACACCUCUCUGGCGCAAUGGACCCCCUGAAAAGCCGGUGUUGUGCAAUGCUUGUGGGUCUAGAUGGAGGACGAAGGGAACUCUGGCAAACUAUACACCUCUUCACUCCCGGGCAGAUCCCGAUGAAUAUGAGGAUCAGAGAGUUGCCAGGCUGAAGAACAUAUCUCUUAAUAGAAACAAAGAAAUAAAACUUGUCAAACGAAAGCCAAACCUUGAUGCUGGGGUGGUUGGAGGAAUGGCAUCUGAUUACGUGCAGAGUAGCCGGAAGGUUAUGGAUGAAGAUUUUAGUAAUAGAUCGAGUUCAGGAUCAGCCAUAUCUAACUCUGAGAGUUGUGCUCAUUUUGGUAGCAUGGAUGCAAGUGAAUUGACAGGUCCAUCUCAAACAGUUGUCUGGGACUCAAUGGUACCUUCUAGAAAAAGAACAUGCGUGAAUCGUCCAAAACAAUCUCCAGUUGAGAAGCUUACAAAAGAUCUCUACACCAUCUUGCAUGAACAGCAGUCUUCUUGCUUUUCUGGUACUUCUGAAGAUGACUUGCUUUUCGAGAGUGAAACGCCAAUGGUUUCUGUUGAGAUAGGGCAUGGAAGUGUCCUCAUCCGGCAUCCUAGUGCAAUAGCUCGAGAUGAAGAGUCUGAGGCUAGCUCACUUUCGAUAGAGAACAAGUUCUACCCGGCAAAUGAAGCUUAUUCCCAUUCCGUGAAUUUUAGUAAUGCAUAUAAUGGAAACACCAAGUGCAUCAAGACUCUUGAUCCUGUGAUUGAGAAACCUCAGUACUUUCCUGGACAAGGAAUGCCGCAGCAAGAACAGCUUAAUAGGGACAAGUCUCAGAAUGAGAAAGUGCAAAUUCUUGGGCAUCAUAACUCACCCCUGUGUAAUAUUGAUCUGAAUUGUGUCCUUAACUUCAAGGAGUUUUCAGAACACUUGACGAGCGAAGAGCAGCAGCAGUUGCUCAAAUUUCUGCCUGCACUUGAUACUGGCAAACUUCCGGACAGCAUCAGAAGCAUGUUCGAUAGCCCUCAGUUCAAGGAGAACCUGUCUUCCUAUCAACAACUUCUAACAGAAGGGGUCUUUGAUCUGUCCUUGUCAGGGGUAAAGACCGAAGAUUGUAAAACUCUCAAGAGACUCACUUUAUGCAACCCUUCAAAGUCAAAGUGGGUGGAGCAUUAUCAUCUACUCAAGAAAUGCAAAAACAACCGUGGAAAGUGUCCUCCUACUGUAAAGGGACUGAAUGUGGCGUCAAACUUUUCUACUACGGGCAAAAGACCACGUGAGAGCUCGAAAUUCCCAGGACGAUUGAACGGAAUCAAAUUGUAUCGCUAGCUGGAAUGUAAAUUCCAUGAUUGAUGGAGGUGAAGAUGAUGAGCCCGAGAAGGAGUUCAACAAAGACGGGUUAUGAGAACAAUAGUAGGGAAAUCAUGGACAACGAUGCAUCAUGCUUCAGCCCGAAGAGUCUAUUCGCGUUGCCUCCUGAAGGAGGUGGUUCCUUCGUGCUGGACUCCCUACAUUUCGUCGAUGAGAGCUCUGAUCAAGACCUGCUGCUGGAUGUGCCGUCGAAUGGUUCAUUCCCUCAGGCAGAGCUGCUUCAUCCAGCUAUGAGUUUUGGCGGGCAGCAGGCGAGCACUAGUAGUAGCUCAGUAUACCCACAUCAUCGACUUCAGAAUCAUCCCUGAUAAAAAUAAAAACAAAAACAAACACCAGGGCUUUUAUAUAGAAGAUAAAUCUAUAUGCGCAGAACUUUUUUGCCAAGCAAACAAAUGAAACAAGUACUGGAAUGAGGUCUGGUGAUGGUUACUUGCUCUUCACUCAACCCUUUUCCCCACUCUCUCUUCUGUGUUUUGGCCUCUUGAUUUCUAAUAGAACUCAAUCAAGGGGAAACUUUGGGGGAAAUGGGGUUUCUCUUUUGAGUUUUGUAUAGGUUGAGAAGAUAUAUUGUAAAAUAUAGAUGGGUAAGAGGAAAAGAUGCAACCUUUCUUGGAGGUGGCGAGUUUUCAAAUGAGUGCCUAUGUAUGUAGCUUUUAGUUGCAGAAGACAACCAAAGAGAAAAAGAACUCGGAAGAAUGGCAAAGCUAAACAUCUUUUUCUAGCCCUUUUUUUGUCCGUUUCAUUUCCCAGAUAAUGAAAUUACGAUGACCGAUGAUUCAAGAUGCAGA
Molecule: messenger RNA, 2797 nt
Organism: Linum tenue
Lineage: Eukaryota; Viridiplantae; Streptophyta; Magnoliopsida; Malpighiales; Linaceae
Source: the annotation of a GenBank genome assembly